AGCUGAUUCAUCUUGUUUGAAAACUACUUUCUUCAUCAAUUUCAUUUGCACGACCAAAAAACCCCCCCACAGGACAUGAAAGGUGAAAAGAAGUGCGUGCAACCCACAAGUUGUCCACAAGUUCGAGUAUAGUUUUAUUCAAGUAAGUAAAAAAAUUAAAAUAACUGUUAGUUGUACGCAAGACAGUUCGUCUAGAAACCUGUUUAUCAGCAGUAUCGUUCAGUAGUUUUGGCUUGGAUUACAGCAGAUUUAUCGAGGAUUUAUUUCGGAAUACAACUCUACUUUUUUUGGCUAAAGAAACCUGUUUUGACAAGAGUACUUAUUCUACUUGUAUCAAGCUGCCUGUACAGAUUCGCAGCUUCUGCAACAAAGUAGAACUUCUGAGUUUUUUUAUCAAGAAAUCAAGAAUCUGAAAUAUCUGUUUUUUCCAACUCACCGAGACGAAAAGAACAACUAGUACAUACUCUGGUAAGGCAGCUCUAGAGAACGUUUUGACAUUAACAUCUUCAUCUACCACAACAUUUUUAGUACUAACCUCAACCUCUAUACAACCCUAACCCACAGCCGGUUUAAUAUUUUCGAUUUGCACAGGUCUGCUUUCUGGAAAAGCAGCUACAGAUCGUGUAAUAGACUGGCUAUUGUGCAGCCUCGGAUAAGUAAAUCUACAAAAAGUUUACACUACCCAGCACCCACUUUUUUUGCUGUAAGAAAAACACAUCUUCAUAUCACGAAAUAAAACCCUGUAGUUGUUUUGGCCAGGUGGAAGAGUUACGGGGGAAAUAAGUAAAUACCGGAUCAUUUGAGGGCAACAAGAGGUGCUGUCGCAGCUUGUAUAAGCUGAGACCACAUCAAGUCUGCCAUAUUUGUACAACUUCAUCUCUAAUUUGUUUUUUUUUUACCCAAAAGAAAAAUGAAAACGCAAAGCAUGGAUGACUCUGUGAUGGCUUCGACGGCGGCUCCGCUGUCCGGCGAAAGCUUUCACGACGAUGUGGCGUUCGACUUCGAGGCAGCUAUCAACCCGGACGUGACCAGUGUAAAGAAAAAUAAGGUCACGGACCUCAGCUCCCCCCUGUCAAGCGACCAUGAGAGCCAAUACACCACGGGAAAGCCGGUAUAGAACUUCUUUCAGUUUCUUGCAUUAUUGUAGUUGUAUUUUCAAUUGGCUUUGGCUACUACUUCUGUAGUGUAGUCAAAGUAGAUGCAGCUUGAAAUUGAUUUUUUCGCUCUUCCAUUUAUUUCCAAUCAAUUUUGGAUCGUCAAAGUUCGGAAAAAACACUAACCAGGCAACGAAGAUUAUCGAGAUUCAUCUCCCCCCGCCGCCGUCCCAGGAGAUCACACGGGAAAAGUCGUUCACCCCGAGAUACGGCACCAACGUGGUGUUCGACGAUUUGAAGCCGAUCGAAAAGACCCUGUCACCAACGACGUUGCUCUUCACCAGUGUCAGGCCGGGAGCGGGCAUCGAGUGCUGGAAGAUCUGUACUUUCGUUUUUCGAUUGGUUUUUUUGUUGAUGUUCUUUUCGAUGGUUUCCAUCAUGUUCAUGAUGAUCCAAGUAGUUGUUCUACAGCCGAGGAAAGGGCAUCGCCAUGUGAUGCUUCGAAUCUGUCUCUGUCAUGCACACAGGCGUGGCUUGACCUUGAGCCGCUUUUCCCUUUGAUGACAUUUUUCUUCUGGUGCAUAAAAAAAAAAAUAUCUAUCAUGCAAAUAAAAUCGUAAUCACAACCAAAACCAAACUUUUCAGGCAACAAAAUCAUGUCUUUGUUGUCUAAGCGGCAGACGAGCGGAUAUGAAAUGGACAUGAAGAUUCGGGGAACCACGAUGUGCGUUAGCCAGCUCUCGCCGCCGUGCGCUAUUACCUUGACUCCGUUCCAGGACCUGCAGACCAACCGUUUCGCGGUGGAAUUUCGACGUAUAGGAUUUAGGCGAGUUUUGCUUAUAUUUAUUUUACGGUAGCAAAAAUAAGAAGAACAGCAACAUUACAGCACCUGUUGACCAAACAGCUGCCCACAUACAGCAGUACUAGAAUGUGAAAUAAUUUUAUGAUUUGUCGUAGCUUUUGUUCAAGGAAUCGCUCCCCAAUACAAAAAAUAGAAAUACGAAGCCGAAGACGAAAAUAUUAAAAUCAUGAAAUAAAUACUACCAGGCGAGUCUGGCGGCGUUUCCACUUACUCCGACCUGUUUCACUCUGUGAAGCAGGAGCUGGUUACUGACCCGAACGUGCAGUUGGUGGAAAACGACGCCGAUGAGGUGUCCACGGAGUCGAGUUUGGACCUGAACCUGGACUGGAUGCCGGACUUCACGAACAAAUCCGCCAUCGACAGUGACGGGUUGGAUUACGUCGCGCUGGACGCCGAUUACGUCGAGAAUAAGUGCAGCAGCCCCGAGCAGCUGUACAGCAUGACGCAGUGCGGCUACUCGCAGGAGGCGGCGGAAUUGUUGAAGAGCGUGCCGAUUGAGUCCAUGAACACCAAGGAGUUCUGGAUGACGGUCAAGCUCCUGCUCGGCGCGGAUCAGUCCGCGAUCGCGGUCAACGGGACUCUCAACUACUGCAUCCAGAAGACGGAUAUGCAAUUUGCAAAAGUGAUAAUGUUGUCGCACUCGUAGUAGCAUUAGCAUGUUUAUUCUGCAGUCAUGCAUGACAAUAUUACCACUCCGUAGAAAAAUCAGCAUUACAAAUUCUGUUUUUCAUUCUAAAAAAAUUGUAUUGCAAUUUCUACUAUAUGCGACGCUUUUGUAAAAAUGCAUAACCAAGAAGAACCCGGUGUUCGGCGUGCAGCUGGUCGAGGUGGGUCUUGGCCGCAUGGCGGCCGACCUGUGCGCCCUGGAGAGUUGCCAGAGCAUGUCGAUUAUGCACUGCAAAUGUGUCUGGGUCUCCUGGAAACUUGUGAUGCAUGUCACCGAAUAAUAACCACACUGUAAUGCACCGCCAAGCAUGACAGAUUUUUUCGUGGCUUUGUGUUGCGUAUACCGCAUGAGAAACAUCGUUUUUGCAUGAUAAACUGCGUUUCGUUUUCCGCAUGGCCAACUGCGUUUCUGCAUGACAAACUGCGUUUUUGCAUGACAAUCGUGCUCUUCAAUGUUCCUUCUGCGAGCAAGAUCUAAUCCCUUUUUUGGUGUUUACGGUUUUUUCACGCGACGGAUCUAAAUAGAGUUACAACCGAAAAAGAAAUGAUCUCUAUGCAUGACGACGGGGGCCUCCAGUAGUGGAUCACUAGCAAUUUAUACUUCCAUCGGGGAGAUAACCUCGAAAACAAAUCUUCAUUGUUUUUUUUUCAUUUUUGUUCACCCUCUUCUAGCGCUAAGAAGCCUCCGUCGAUCCUCUUUCCCGAAAAAGGUCCAGUUUUUACCCCGUUACUACUCGCCGUGGAGUAGUUUUUUUUUUUUGCGCUUUUGGAUCAUUAACUUAGUAGGCCCCUAAAGUGGGAAAAGACAACAAAAGCAAAGCUUCGGCCCCAAGGCGCGCAGAUUGUCCGUCCCCCCCCUUACAAACUUGGACCCCAGGUUCUCCUUGCGCCGCACCCACGACAGAGCAGACCGGAAAGAGGAUCCGCGCCGAAGACUUUGCAUGAAAACAGAAGAAAAAGGGACGAAGAAAUCAAGUCCGCAAAACAUAUGCACGACAUGUGAGGCCACCAGUGCGAAACCUCCCGCGGAGUUUUUGCCUAACUUAGCCUGCGAUCAUGGUCGUGAAUAGACCCGAAAAAUUUUUCAUAUCCGGCAACAGUUCGCCGAACAGUCCCAGCACCCCCCAGAGUAGCCCCCCCAACUACUCGCCCGAGCCAAUGAUCCCACUCGUGCUUUGCACCAACAUAGGAUGGGCUCAUCUUCUCGCUUCCGGGGGGUGCAAAUUGGUAUCUAACCGACAUUGUGCCAAGAGGAGGGCCUCCCCGGGACCGCCUGGCGAAAGCCUGCCACGGGUUUCACUGUCCACGGGUGGCGUUGCGGGUAAUCCUGGCGAAAGCCAAAAACCGGCAGAAAAUGGGGCCACGGAAGAGUUCUUGCUGGACAUUACCAACAUUUGCCCAUGCAGAGCCGUCCUCUUGCCGGACACAACCAACAUCUGUCCGAAACAGCCUAGGGCCAAGACGACACCGUGAGGACGACCACAGGGGGUUCGUCUCAAUGAUGAUGAUGAUGAUGAUGAUGAUGAUAGACAAGAGGAGGUCUUCGUGGCCACGCAAUACAGAGUUCAGAGUCAUGCCAAACUAGCAUGAUAAAUCUCGCAAUCUUCCAGACCCAGACAUUUUUGCAUUUGAUAGCUUUUGCGCGCAAGGCGAUGGCGUUGCUCAACGUGCUGGCGCACUCCUUGUGGCAGCUCCCGAAGGAGGAAUACGUAUUCAUUGAUAAACAGUUGCGUUUUUGUGUUGAUAAUUUACUCACGGAACGCCGGGCCAUUUCAGCUCGUCUGAGAUCCCAAAAAGAUCCUAUCAAGAUCCUGGCCGCUGGGCUACUUCCGCGCCCCGAAAUUACGAAUCAGGCCCAAUGUUUUGGCCUUCGCUUUGCCUCCUUUAUAUAGCAAAUUCGCGCGGCCUUUUCUGGGCGUGUCGCAUAGCUGCCGAGCCUAUCCCGAGAGCGGCCCUGUUUGGGAAGCGCGAUUUUUUUUUCCUGUUGCGGGGGUAUGUCGGUACUUUACGGCCACGCAAAACUUGGCGCGGGCCAGCCGUUAGGGAACGCGCCGCCCGCCGCGGCCAGCGUGUCGCUUUGCCUCUCCUAUCUGGUGUGCUUCUGUAGUUUUUUCGUGGUAGUCGUGGACAUUGGGAAGGGGGUGGCGCAGAGGUAUUUCGACUGCAGGCAUUCUACCUGCCCAGCAUCCGGGAGCCCGCAGAGGGGCGAUGGCCUUUGGCACGAUGCGGGGGGUGCCAAGUGUUUUGCUUCUUGGGGUCGCGGGGAUCGGCAGGCCAAUCCUGCAGAGAGCGUGUCAAGCAAGGGUGGGAGUUGUCUCCCCGCGGCAUAAUUUUCGUAUUCAGGAGCAUUUUCCAGUGGAAUUCGGCCGGGCAUGGGGCCACUUUCCGGAGUUCAUGGCCGCCGCCUCCAUUUUCAAAAGUUCCGAUCAAAUGCCGAACAAGGUCCUCUCAGAUGCCUCUUUUUUUGCGCCGCCAAAUCCAUAGAUUCUAGUCGGGGGAGAGGCCAGGAGAAGCGGCAAAAAAAGUGUCCUCUGGACAGGAUCUUGAUCGGAACUCUAUCGGAUCUUGAGCGGAACUUUUUAGGAACUUUUUUCUCGCCUCUGAACGGGGAAUUAUUCACACUGUGGCAGCUCCCGAAGGAGGAAUACGUAUUCAUUGAUAAACAGUUGCGUUUUUCUUGUGUUGAUAAAGGAAGCUGCAUAUUAGAUAGAAGAAUAUACGGCUGUAUUGUUAUGCAAGAACACAGAUUUUAUUCGUGCGUCGUGAUGAAUUACUUGCGAUGUAGUUGCAAAAAGAACCCAAAAAUUCGAAUCACUUUGAAAAAUACAGACCGAGCCCCUGGUGGAGGCGGUGAAGGAUUUUAUCGCUGUUUUGGAGGAAGACCGUUCCAUGGAAAAGGAGGUUUCCGAGGGAGUGCAGAAGGCUCAGGGUGUGGUGCAGGAGUUUCUGGAGGCGACCGCGAACCAGGCGUAGAAUAGUAUUAAACACCUGGAAAAAUAAGAACAACAUGCACCGGUCGGAAAAGUAAUGAAAAUCUCCAUCCUUCCAACAAGAACAAAACAAGCUCUUGGCACUGAAAAAGAACACGACCCAGCAGCAGCUACCUAAUCCUCCGUCAGCAAGAGUUAUGAUCCACCUAUCAGAACAACAACACAAGUAUACAGCAAUUAUAAGAUCUCGGCCCGCACGUAGUAAGUUUAUUCGGGGGCUUUCUUUAUCACGGUCGAAAGGCGACAAUCAACACUCGCAGUAGGCUUUGUCUUAGGGAAAGAUUUCUGAAAAAAAGUGUGGACGAGGCUCGAAGUGAUUCUAUGAAAACCUAGAAUCUUCCUUAGUUUUACAAAUUUUGCUAUCGCGCGACGUCUUUCGUCAACUAAAAUCCUGGUCGUAGCAGGGUUGUUGGCCACCGUAUAAAGAAGUUAGACUAAGAUCGCGUAGGGCAGAAUUCAGAAGGUGCAAGCGGUUUAGUCGGUGGGCACUCGUACUCGUCGAGCAGAAAAUUGCACUAGUACUUCGCUUUUCCGAAAAAUAGCAAAAAUAAAAAAUAUGGAUGAAGUCAAACAACAUUUUUCACAUUACUCUAUCAAUCUAUUCUAACUCUUAAAAGCUUUAUGUUUAUAUAUGAUGCGAAAAACCAAAUAUCAAUAAAAAAGCAAUUUGAUCAACUUUCACGGUUGUUGGUAAGAAUAAAAUCCUAGAGCAAAAAUUCUGUAUGUGGGCUUGUUGCUGCAAAUCAGUAGCGUUAUUCUCUUCCUACUUGUAGUAACAAACCCGGAUUUUUUCUUUUUUUUCAAGAACUAGAUUUUUCCACGACCGGAAGAAGAAAUUUACAUAAAUCUCCUAUCUCAGCUGUAGAGUUGUUCUAUCACAGUCUGAGAACAAAGGAGAUCAAUAUCCUGCAGCUCGCGCGUUGGCGUGUAUCGUUUUGAUCGACGUACUAUCGGGGGAAAUAAAAUUUUAGUACUCGUUUAUUGUCUUCAUUAUGUUGGGGAGUAGUUUUAGUUUAAGACUUUGGAAAACCACACGCAAGCCUUAAAUGAACAAGGUCGCGGACGGUAAAAAUAACAGAAGGUCUCGCACAGCACAAGAACACAACAAGUAAGAACUCUCCUCAAUUUAUAAAGAUGAUACAGAGCAGCGAGUCUACUGACUACGCAAGAGAAUCAUAUUUGUACAAGAUCGGAGAAGAGUUAGCGGGCCACCAUAGAUACAUAGGACUUGUAGCGAGGUAGCCGCCGCCCAACUACUUCUAGACGCCACGUCUGCUUUGAUGAAAGGCAGGCCGAUUUUGACAAAUUGUCAUUGUCUUGCUACGGGACAUCGAGAACGGCCGCGACAUUUGUAGUCUUUGAAAAAGUUUUUCUAUAAGGGCCCAAGCCACAAGUUGCUUGCCCAGCUUGUCUUUUUCUUGAAGUAGCGCUAACCACGUGAGGAGAAAGCAAAAACUUUCAAGAGGAUUCCACGUGACCACUCACAACAAACAAACAAACAAGAAUGAAAAUCCAAUGCAUAGGCCACUUGAAAAUUCUUUAUGGAAAAGCGAAGAGCUGCAAUUGAUGCAAGAACUUCUUUAUCAAAGCGUUGUACUUUGUACAUUUAUUGAUAAAGAGAUUUCGUCCUAUAGAUUUUUACUCUACUCCAUCUAUAGUGCCGAGGUUAAUAGGUAAACAUCAAGCAACAAGCAUCGCCACCAAAAUUUUGUGCAGUUCACUGCAAUUUUUACAUUGCUAUUGUAAUAUUUCAUAAAUUUUCAACAUCGUCAAGCGCAUCUGCGGACAGAGCUACGAGUUUUUUUUAUCUGUGGCUGCUGUAACAUUGGAAGCAGGCUAGUAAUUGUGUCGUUGUGUAAAAACGGUUCCUGGCGAAUUGAGUUUUUACUCUAUCCACUGCGCAGGCAACACUUCUUGUUAUCAGCUGACAGAAAAGCUUGUAGAUGUCGCGUUUGAGGAGCAUUGGACAGACUGUUUCUUGACUUGUAAAAAUAUUUUUAGUAUUGUACUGCGUUAUUGACUUGGAUACCAAGGUUUUGUCAAAAAUUUCGAUGCUGCUUAUUCAGUUGCGAAAACUGGGUCGGGAAAAAUUGAAAUGCUGUAUCAUCAGCUACACCUCGAUACAACUUGCGCCCAAAAAUAAUCGAAAUUUAGGCAAUUCCUUGUGAAAAGCUACAGGCAAAACAAAAAAUCCUCCACCCUGCGAGAUUAGCAUGUGACAAGGGUACUAUUCAUCUCUGAAAGCCAAGAUCAGCGAUUCUAGUGAAGAAGCUUUGAGGACAAAUGGAUCGAAAAAACAUCGAGACUGAUGUGUAAGUACAACAAUUCACCAGCAAUAAAGUGCAUUUCUUCACAACAAAUCCAUGGAGUAGGAGACCACAGACUCUUGUUUUACUAGUCGGCAGCAGGUCGUGAAGCUUUUUUACCAGCGCCGGGGGUCAUAGUAGUUAUUGGAUAAUUUUAGAAAGUUGACAAAAAUGUUGACCGCAUCCAGAAAAUUUCUUCGUCUAAGACCAGCUCUGAGAUGAAGUGGUUUCUUGGUGGAAGUCGAAAUUAUAUCUAGUAAAACUGUAGAUCGACUACACGCAAAAAAAAAAUCUUCACUCCGAUGACUUCUUACGAUCAUAUUUUUCAUUCAAAAUCCGCUCCUUUAACUUGAUGCUAGUCUCGAGGAUCGUCGUUUGUGAUGGUUCUUGGGUACUAUGUUCUAUCUAGAGCGGCGUAGUUACAGAACGGAGCAGUAGCGUCAAAACUUUAGUUUUUUGGUCACUAGUUUGCUGCUCUCGGGGACGAGGAGGAAAAAGCUAAUCUGGACGAUGAACAAAAAAAAUCAUCGUCGAAGACGAAGAAGCAUAAGAUGACAACAACUACGGGUUUGAAGAUAUUUCAUAAGCAGAAAUCGAAGGGACGAUUUUCAAGAGGAGACAACAGGGUAGUUUUACUUCUACAUGGCGAGGGCAAAGACCACAACUCUACACCAAUAGCCUAGUUGAGAACCUCCGGCGCAAAACAUGUAGAAUUACCAGACACAACCCAAUAGCUAGGUAGAUCUUUUGCAACAUCUAUGCACGAGGUUUAUGUUGUAGUAGGGCUAGCAGAUGAACUAGAAGAAACCCAAAUAUGAAAAAAACACCCUGAAGAUAAUAUGCUGCAACACUGCCUGAAGAUUUUUUACGGAGACAGAACAACACUCUUGCUCUUCCUAGUACCAGGAUGCACAUAAGUACUAUCGAGAUAAGUCUCUAAAACGAAAUCGGUCUCGACAUGAGAAGAAGUUGAUCUUCGCAACUUCAUCCAUAGACCACGGUUUUCAACAUGAAUAUUAGAAUUUUGUGGUGUAGGAAUAGCUAAUAAAUAGACAGAUAGAACAUCAUAUUUUCAAUAUUGUGCAGUUACUACUAUCCGUCGAUAAUUCGUUUUGAGUUGCGACAAUUUGAAAGACUUCAUUUCACAGUUUUAUCUGGAUUUUUAGCUACACACACAAAAAUUGAUACUUUUACAAUAUCAACAAAACCGGUCGUAUGAAUAGGGGAACAACAACAAAUGUUAAACACAUGAUAUUUUGGGUCAUCGAUAUGAAUUCUUUGUAAAUAAAGGAAAACUUGUGAAGAGUGAAGAG
This is a messenger RNA of Amoebophrya sp. A120, 9231 nucleotides long. The record is from the annotation of a GenBank genome assembly. Lineage: Eukaryota; Dinophyceae; Syndiniales; Amoebophryaceae.